This is a messenger RNA of Camelina sativa (false flax), 1056 nucleotides long. NCBI's taxonomy places the organism in Eukaryota, Viridiplantae, Streptophyta, Magnoliopsida, Brassicales, Brassicaceae. The record is from RefSeq and is a predicted model, not a curated record.
AUGGUUGGUUCCGUAUCAUUGUACGAUUCUGGAAUCAUUGACGUAAAUUAUGGUUCCGCAUCUUUGAGAUUAUUCUCGGCUAGGGACUCUUUGUGGGCUGACUGGAUAAGAAACAACAAGAUAAAAGAUUCUGUCUUCUGGUCAAUUGAUGAAAAGAAGACUACCUCUUGGACCUGGAAAUCUCUCCUUCAUCUUCGACCACUCGCCAGACGCUUCAUUCGCUGCAAUGUAGGUUCUGGUAUCAAAGCUAGUUUCUGGUUUGAUUGGUGGACACCUUUUGGACCGCUUAUAGAUUUCCUUGGAGACUCGGAACCAGCCCAAACAGGUAUUCCUCUAAAAGGUUCUGUUGCCAAUGCUUGCUCUAUGACAGGUUGGAGGCUUCGCCCUGCUCGUUCACCACAGGCGGAACUCCUUCAUUUUCAUUUGACAACAUUACAUCUCCCAGCUUCAAGCAUUGUUGAUGAUUCUUACUUCUGGAGGAUAGAGGAUAUUGAUUUAGAAGCGUUUAGUACCAAGAAGACUUGGGAAGCAAUUCGACAUAGACAACAACCUCUAUCCUGGGCUUCGCAAGUCUGGUACAAGGGUGCUAUUCCAAGACACACUUUCAUGAUGUGGAUAGUUUUUCUUAACAUGAUUCCUACUAGAACCCGACUGGCUAGUUGGGGUAUGCAAAUUGAUACAACCUGCUGCAUUUGUGGUAUUCACUCUGAAACGAGGGAUCAUCUGUUCUUGCAUUGUGAGUUCAGUGAGGAUCUAUGGGUGGAAGCAACUCGGAGAUUAGGGUACAGAUCAUUCGUUUUCCACACAUGGGAAGCUUUCUCAGCUUGGUUAGAUAUUAAGGAUUCAACAAGCACUCAAACCGUGAGGAGACUAGUAUCACAAACAGUCAUCUAUACAAUAUGGACUGAGAGGAAUAACCGGUAUCAUAACAAUGUUAUCACGCCUGUACAUGUUCUUUUCAAGAAGCUAGACAGACAGGUCCGAGAUGCCAUCUUAGCAAAGAGGCACCAAAGAAAGUUUAACCACCUAAUGCAAAGCUGGCUCAGGUUCAUCUAG